Messenger RNA from Rhincodon typus (whale shark), 552 nucleotides. RefSeq names its product C-type natriuretic peptide prohormone-like. Gene Ontology annotation, molecular function: hormone receptor binding; hormone activity. Gene Ontology annotation, cellular component: extracellular region. The transcript has 3 exons. NCBI's taxonomy places the organism in Eukaryota, Metazoa, Chordata, Chondrichthyes, Orectolobiformes, Rhincodontidae. The record is from RefSeq and is a predicted model, not a curated record. Bases 44 to 442 code for a protein of 132 amino acids.
GAACGAAAGAGAAAACACGGGAAAUCCAUCGGACAGUACAAAGAUGAGCCCAAACACAGUUUACUACUGGGGACUCCUGGUACUCUUCCUUAUCCAAGUUCAAGCCAGACCCAGACCACAGAACAGUCUCCAGACUUUGUCCAAGCUGUUGCAGAGACAGGUUGAGCACUAUCUGUUACAAGAAGAUUUAGAGGACAGAGCAGACGAGACAUCUCCGGUUGGCAUCUCAUUCGACCUGCAAAAUGGCCAGCGUAGCUGGAACCAGAACUUGCAGGACCACGGAAACCAAUACAGAGUUCCUGAUGGUUCCCUUAUACAACUCCUCAGUGACAUUGCCAACAGUCCCUUGAGAUUAAAGACUAGAAGCAAGAAGGGGUCAACAGGAGGAUGUUUUGGAGUGAAAUUGGAUAGAAUUGGUGCAAUGAGUGACUUGGGAUGCUGACCAUUUAACUGGAGGGCUUCGCUGACAGUGCCGGACAGCAAGGACAACCUAACUAUGGCUCUAUCCACGUUUCAAAGUUUGCUUCAAUUAAAGCUGUUUCGACUUGUGUU